Xylona heveae TC161 is the source of this 1317-nucleotide messenger RNA. Its product is annotated as phosphopyruvate hydratase. The transcript is spliced from 3 exons. Gene Ontology annotation, molecular function: phosphopyruvate hydratase activity; magnesium ion binding. Gene Ontology annotation, biological process: glycolytic process. NCBI's taxonomy places the organism in Eukaryota, Fungi, Ascomycota, Xylonomycetes, Xylonales, Xylonaceae. The coding region runs from base 1 to 1317 and encodes 438 amino acids. Gene Ontology annotation, cellular component: phosphopyruvate hydratase complex. The record is from RefSeq and is a predicted model, not a curated record.
AUGGCCAUCACCAAGAUCCACGCCCGCCAGGUCUACGACUCUCGUGGUAACCCCACCGUCGAGGUCGACCUUGUCACCGAGACCGGCCUUCACCGUGCCAUUGUCCCCUCUGGUGCCUCGACUGGCCAGCACGAGGCUUGCGAGCUUCGCGAUGGUGACAAGUCCAAGUGGUCUGGUAAGGGUGUUCUCAAGGCUGUUGAGAACGUCAACAAGGUCAUUGGCCCUGCUCUGAUCAAGGAGAACAUCGACGUCAAGGACCAGCCUAAGAUCGAUGCUUUCCUUAACAAGCUCGAUGGCACCACCAACAAGACCAACCUUGGUGCUAACGCCAUCCUCGGUGUUUCCCUGGCUGUUGCCAAGGCUGGUGCUGCCGAGAAGGGUGUCCCUCUCUACGCUCACGUCUCCGACCUUGCUGGCACCAAGAAGCCCUACGUCCUCCCCGUCCCCUUCAUGAACGUCCUUAACGGUGGUUCGCACGCCGGUGGUUCUCUCGCCUUCCAGGAGUUCAUGAUUGUCCCCAGCCACGCUCCCACUUUCUCCGAGGCUAUGCGCCAGGGUUCUGAGGUCUACCAGCAACUCAAGUCUCUCGCCAAGAAGCAGUACGGUCCCUCUGCCGGCAACGUCGGUGACGAGGGUGGUGUUGCUCCCUCGAUUCAGACUGCCGAGGAGGCCCUUGAUCUCAUUGUCGGCGCCAUUGAAAAGGCUGGCUACACCGGCAAGGUCGACAUUGCCAUGGACGUUGCCUCCAGCGAGUUCUACAAGGCCGACGAGAAGAAGUACGACUUGGACUUCAAGAACCCUGAGAGCGACAAGAGCAAGUGGCUCACCUAUGAGCAGCUUGCCGACCUUUACAAGUCGCUUGCUUCUAAGUACCCCAUCGUCUCCAUCGAGGACCCCUUCGCUGAGGACGACUGGGAGGCCUGGAGCUACUUCUACAAGACCUCUGACUUCCAGAUUGUUGGUGACGACCUGACUGUCACCAACCCCAUUCGUAUCAAGAAGGCCAUUGAGCUCAAGUCUUGCAACGCCCUUCUCCUGAAGGUCAACCAGAUCGGUACUCUCACCGAGUCGAUCCAGGCUGCCAAGGACUCCUUCGCCGACGGCUGGGGUGUCAUGGUCUCUCACCGUUCCGGUGAGACUGAGGAUGUUACCAUCUCCGACAUUGUCGUCGGUCUCCGGACUGGCCAGAUCAAGACUGGUGCCCCCGCCCGGUCUGAGCGUCUCGCCAAGCUCAACCAGAUCCUCCGUAUUGAGGAGGAGCUUGGAAGCAACGCCAUCUACGCUGGCACCAACUUCCGCAAGUCGGUCAACCUGUAA